GCGCAUUGCUCGAAGCUGUCCAUGGCGACCGUACAGUACUGGUACCUACCGGUAUGGUAUCAAUAAACCUGUAGCAAACGAGUUGGUUGUACAAGUGCGGUGUAGAACAUAUACUGUAGCAAUGAUAAGGUAGCAAAAGAGAGCGCAAGCAAGCUCAAACACGAACAUACUCUCACCGUACCGUGCCAUGAAGACGAUCAUCUCUACCAUAACUCUCCUUUUCCUGGCUCCAUCCAUUGAAGGAAAGCUUGGAGCAUCGUUCCGCCAGCUCCAAAAGCAGUGUGCUGUCGCGGAUGAGAAUGGGUACCCCAUCUACAAUUUCGAAAACAACUACUCCAAGCGAUUGCUCUAUGUUAGCAGCGAUGAAAGCAGAGUCGGAGGUUUUCUCAACGGAAACAAGGAGUUCGAGAGCAAUCAGUGGAUUCUCCAUGCCCAAGACAAAUGCCCCUCUACAUACAAGGGACCUGCCAAGACUUGCUAUGCUCUCUACAAUCGUGCUACCAUGGAGAGGUUGGCGAUAGAGGAGAACACCAAAGGCUGGCAAGGUGGAAUAUACAUGGUUGCGAACAGCAACCUUGGUGAUGUGAACAUCCCGGCAAAUGAGAUAUUUGCAUUGGAGGAAAGGAUAGAGGAAUGCAAAGGCGUUGAACCCUGCAAUUUAGUUACCAUUAAAAAUGCUGGAACCAAUGGUCGCCGUCUCUUUGCUCAGAAUACAGGAGAUAAGUUGAAGAAUUUUGGUGCUGGAGAUGGGGGCCAUGUGUACGGCGACCAGAAAUGGAAAGCCAAGCCUUUGUGGCGCGAUAUCUAAUUUCCCUUCCUGCCCCCGGGUCGAACGGAAUUUGGUUAGUUUUACUAGAGUAACAAGAAAUUUAGAAAGUAUCACGACAACACC
This is a messenger RNA of Seminavis robusta, 892 nucleotides long. NCBI's taxonomy places the organism in Eukaryota, Bacillariophyta, Bacillariophyceae, Naviculales, Naviculaceae. The record is from the annotation of a GenBank genome assembly.